Molecule: messenger RNA, 705 nt
Organism: Venustampulla echinocandica
Lineage: Eukaryota; Fungi; Ascomycota; Leotiomycetes; Helotiales; Pleuroascaceae
Product: Thioredoxin-like protein
Exons: 2
Coding region: 1-705 (234 amino acids)
Cellular component (GO): cytoplasm
Source: RefSeq, a predicted model, not a curated record
AUGGCCUCCAAAACUGAAACCCCAAAGAUAACGCUCUACACCAGCCAUCUAUGUCCCUGGGCUCACCGGUCCCAAAUCGCCCUUCGCGAGCUUGGCCUCCCCUUCGAGACGGUAAUCGUCGACCUCUCUGUACCCCGCACCCCUGAAUAUCUCAAAAUCAACCCUCGCGGCCUCGUCCCAGCCUUGGACUACAACGGUACAAUUAUAACCGAAUCAGGCAUCAUCUCGCAAUUCCUGGUCGAUUCACACCCUUCACAUCUGGAGAAGACCAGCUCUGAGCCAGGAGGAGCCCUACAAAGAGCAAAUAUUAAUUUCUUUGUUGAUACGUGGUUUAGUAAAGUUAAUUCGUUGUCGUACCCGGUGUUCAAGCUGAAGGCAGGGGAGAAGGAGGUUGAGGCUGGGAAGAUAGUUGAUGUCAUUGUUAAGGAGAUUGAGCCAUUGCUACAAGAUGCCGCGCCGUAUUUUGGCGGAUCGGAGAAGUUGACUCUUGCUGAGGUGCAAACGGGCUCUUUUAUUCUCCGGCUUCUCUCUUUCCCAAAGUACGAGGAGUUGCUUCCAAAAAGCGUGUUGACUUCUCUUGAGGCUAGGGCACCUGCUUUCUGGAAAUGGGCAAAUGCAGUGGUCCAGGAGAAGAGUGUUACGUAUGUUUGGGAUGAGCAGAAUGUCGCCACGCGCACUAUCGCAAGGCUUGCGACCUUGCGCUGA